AUGAAGUUCACAUUAUUAGCAUCAGCCUUCGCUGUCUCAUCCGUCUUAGCAGGUAGAGGUCCAAAGGACACCAACAAACCAAACGUUGUCACCGUCUACAGAACCGAAACUACCCACAAGUACGGUAGAUUCAACAAGACUCCACACCCAACCACCACCACCGUUGUUGUCUCACCAGAAGAAUACUCUUCAAUCAAACAAGCCUCAAUCCAAUCAUCCGCCUCUGCUGCUGAUGUUGUCAGAGUCCAAAUUGAAAGAAGAGCUGAAAACGGUACUGCCGGUGCCGCUUCCAACGGAACUGCUGCUGGUGGUGCUUCCAACGGUACUGCUGCUGGUGGUGCUUCAAACUCUACCGGUGGUGGUUCAUCCGCUAACGCUGGUGUCGCUACCUCAGGUGCCACUUUUGGUGUUGCUGGUGUCAUUGCUGUCGGUUGCGCUUUGUUGAUCUAA
Lodderomyces elongisporus is the source of this 450-nucleotide messenger RNA. RefSeq names its product Pga14p (gene PGA14). The transcript has a single exon. Bases 1 to 450 code for a protein of 149 amino acids. The record is from RefSeq and is a predicted model, not a curated record. Lineage: Eukaryota; Fungi; Ascomycota; Pichiomycetes; Serinales; Debaryomycetaceae.